This is a messenger RNA of Rhinichthys klamathensis goyatoka, 1725 nucleotides long. It is a transcript of the gene pyroxd1, whose product is annotated as pyridine nucleotide-disulphide oxidoreductase domain 1. The record is from RefSeq and is a predicted model, not a curated record. Gene Ontology annotation, molecular function: oxidoreductase activity; flavin adenine dinucleotide binding. The transcript is spliced from 12 exons. Lineage: Eukaryota; Metazoa; Chordata; Actinopteri; Cypriniformes; Leuciscidae. Bases 146 to 1603 code for a protein of 485 amino acids.
GUCUUUUUAAGUGGUUAAUAUGAUUCUAGCUGAGACAGAGAUCACAAGAUAUCGAGAAGGAGUCAAGAACCGAGCAGCUCAAUAGUGGUUUCGUUCAGCCUGAUAUAAGUUCGUAGUUCGAGAUCCAGACAUGUGCUGAAGUUCAAUGGCUUCAGAUAAACAAGUCACAUUUGUCAUCGUAGGUGGAGGAAUCGCAGGUGUAACUUGUGCAGAACAGAUCGCAUCGCAGUUCCCAUCAGAUGAAGUUUAUCUUCUGACAGCCUCUCCCUUAGUGAAGACGGUUAUAAAUUUCAAACAGGUGUCGAAGACCUUGGAAGAAUUUGAUAUCGAGGAACAGCCAUCUAGUGUUUUAGAAGAAAAGUAUCCCAAUCUGAAAGUCAUACAAUCUGCAGUCAAACUCCUGCGAGCUAAGGAACACCUUUUACAAGCAGAGAAUGGCCAGACGUUCCAUUAUAAAAAGUUGUGUCUCUGCAGUGGAGGCAGACCCAAGCUUCUCAUCCAAGACAAACCUCAUGUGCUGGGCAUACGAGACACAGACAGUGCUCAGGAUUUUCAAAAGCGCUUAUCAAAGGCUAAACGGAUAGUCGUCAUCGGCAAUGGAGGAAUCGCGUUAGAAUUGGUGUAUGAAGUCGAGGGUUGUGAGGUGAUCUGGGCUAUAAAGGAUAAAGCCAUAGGAAACACAUUCUUUGACGCGGGAGCCGCUCAGUUUUUCAUUCCCUCACUGGAGGCUGAAAAGAAAGACAGGUCAUUGCCAUGCAAGAGGUCACGCUACACUACUGACAAGACCGGAGCAGGCCCCAGUGGGGCUUCAGGGGAGCUUGGCAGUGCUUUGGGCCCAGAUUGGCAUGAAGGGAUUGAAUUUAGAGGAGCAGGGCAGAGUUCCAGCGGAGUCCAUAUAGAAUACGAGUGUGAGGUUGAUGAGAUCUUCACACAACAGGAGUUUUUGCAGUCCAAACUCAGCACAAAGAAAUCUGAAUUAGGGAUGUGGCCAGCUUAUGUCCAGUUAAACAAUGGGAAGGUUUAUGGCUGUGAUUUCGUUGUCAGCGCAACCGGUGUCGUGCCGAACACUGAACCUUUUCUCCAUGGCAACAAUUUUGAUCUUGCAGAAGAUCAUGGUCUGAGAGUGGAUGAUCACAUGCGGACGUCCGAACAGGAUGUGUAUGCGGCUGGUGACGUGUGCACUGCCGGCUGGAAGCCCAGCGCUCUCUGGCAACAGAUGCGAUUGUGGACUCAGGCGCGUCAGAUGGGCUGGUACGCGGCGCGGUGUAUGGCUGCAGAUGUGCUGGAGGAGCCCAUAGAGCUGGACUUCUGCUUUGAGCUGUUCACACACAUCACCAAGUUCUUCAACUACAAGGUGGUUUUGCUAGGGAAGUUUAAUGCUCAGGGUUUGGGCUUUGACCAUGAGCUUCUUGUGCGCUGUACAAAAGGGCAGGAGUAUGUAAAGGUGGUUCUGACCGGGGGCCGAAUGGUGGGGGCCGUCCUUAUCGGAGAGACGGAUCUGGAGGAAACCUUCGAAAACCUCAUUCUCAACCAAAUGGACUUAUCCCGAUAUGGCGAAGAGCUUCUUAAUCCUAAUAUUGACAUUGAAGACUACUUUGACUGAAUCUCUCUGGUUAGCCAAUCACAGAGAGAUGAGUAAGUUAUAUUUUAAAGCACUGUGUGAAUUCUGUUCCACAAGCAGCACCAAACAGAAUUGCAAAAAUGAUAAGAUUUGUCCCACCACAA